Molecule: messenger RNA, 1182 nt
Organism: Enterobius vermicularis (human pinworm)
Lineage: Eukaryota; Metazoa; Nematoda; Chromadorea; Rhabditida; Oxyuridae
Source: the annotation of a GenBank genome assembly
AUGAUGGGGCUUCGCUCAAUUGAACCAAAAAGGGAUGAGACUUCUGAACAGGGAGAUGGAACGGCAUUGGAAGAAAACACUCGUUUUUCACAGGCUUUGGGUACAGGAAUUUGCGUUAAAGACGAUUCUCCGAAAGAGUGCACAAGCGGAUCUAAACCGCGGAAGCAUUCAGUUGAAACUGAUAGUGCAGGAACGGCGAUAUCAUCCAAGGUUGAGGAGGCAGUCUGUGAAGGUAUCGAUCUAGCUGGCGACCAAACUUUGCAGGAAUUAGUGAAAGGGAUUGAUGGAAAACGUGAAGUUCCUGAGUUUGAUGAAAAGCUGAAUCAUGUAUUUUUUUUGAAAGACGGACUAAGUAAAGAAGAUCGGAAAAAAGGAGAAGCAUUCGGUGAAAAGUUUUUCGAAACGUACAAAAAAUUCUUCAACAAUCGCCAGGACUUUAUCAAUGCUCUUAGGGACAUCGCUGAUCAGGUUGUGCGUGUACAGUACCGCUCCAAUAUUUCUCACAUCAUAGGAAGUACUGUAGGAGCUCUGGGUGGAGGUGCGGCUCUUGCAGGAACUUUCUUCCCACCUGCUUUGCUAGGAGGUCUUGCAGUAGCAGGAGUCGGUUGUCUGAGCAACCUUACUACGUCUGUAGUGCAGUUGAUAAUUUUCCAUAAGCUUCUACAGACUGCGGAGCAGAAGUCUAAGUAUGAUGAGAGUUUGCUUGAGUCACUUCGAAAAGUCUAUGACGAGUUAGCAACAUCGGACAUGGCUCGUCUUUUUUUUCGCUUUUCGUUUCAAAAUCAAUUCACUCUGGACAGUCAUCAGUCUAGUGGUGGUUUGGGAGAGGAGUUUGAAUCAUUCAAGAAACAUGUCGGUUUGGACAGCGCAAAGGGAGGGUUUUUGUUCUUUGGCGUUCGGGCACUGGGAUCUGGGACGAUUAGAAUCGGUCCCACCGUCUUAAAGGGAGUCGCACGCAGUUUGGUUGGACUAAGUGUGGUGAUAGAUGGGGUCACCAUUUAUCUUUCCGCAGAUGACCUGAAAAAGGGAUCGAUUACAAACCUAAGCGAAGCACUGAGAAAACUUGCGGACGAUAAAGAAGAGGAACUGGAAAGUAUACAGAAAACGGUGAUGGCGGUUCAGAUAUGCGAAAGAAAGUUGGCACAAACGGAUGAGAAACGUAACGUGUUUGCAACUUUGUAG